Molecule: messenger RNA, 504 nt
Organism: Striga hermonthica
Lineage: Eukaryota; Viridiplantae; Streptophyta; Magnoliopsida; Lamiales; Orobanchaceae
Source: the annotation of a GenBank genome assembly
AUGGUCGCGUCCAACCGGCCUGGCCGGACGCAACCGUGUGCGUCCGGCCCAUCUGGAAAAUGCAAAGCUAUUGGCCGAGGCUUCUUCUCAUCAUCACAAUGCAACGAUAACUGUGGCUACGAACCUGCACCAAAUUGCAAAAGAUUCCAAUGUGCUUCGUAUGCAGUGGUUCAUAGCCAAAAAGAAUUCGAAAUCCGAAAAUACGACGAGGCUUUGUCGGUGUCGGCUCCGAGUGUCACCAUGGAUGACUACAAAAGUGCUGCAAGUAAAGGUUUCCUAACCUUGUUUAGGUACUACAAUGGCUACAACACAGAAAGAGUGAAAAUCAACUUGACAAUACCUGUCCUCAUCAACGUCAAAAACACUUCGUACAACGUUUAUUUUCGCGCGCCGAAAGAAUACCAAAACACGACAAAACUUCUACCUAAGCCCACCGACAAGAACAUACAACAAGUGACAUUGCCUAAACACAAAUUUGCUGCUGUUACAAGCUUUGGCAGUUGA